Prorocentrum cordatum is the source of this 345-nucleotide messenger RNA. Lineage: Eukaryota; Dinophyceae; Prorocentrales; Prorocentraceae. The record is from the annotation of a GenBank genome assembly.
AUGUGGGUGGCGAUAUUGGUAUUCGGACGGUAUCCGAACUUUAGCGCCGCGAUCAGCGGGUGCAGGAAAGGACCCUCCUCCUCCUCCUCCUCCUCCUCCUCCUCCUCCUCCUCCUCCUCUCGACCGCUCAAGACAGGACGCUCAAGAGAGCGCCAGAAAGCCUCAAGAGAGCGCCAGAAAGCCAGAAAGGACGAGCAGCGGCAGCUGGCGCUGGCGUUGCUCCGCGAGAUGCGGGAGGCAGUGCUUGAGCCCAACGCCAUUACCAAUUGCAGCGCCGGAGUCAGCGUGCGCGGGAAGGGCAAUCAAUGGCAGCAGGCUCUGUUGCUGCUUAGCGAGAAGUGGUAG